Molecule: messenger RNA, 2601 nt
Organism: Megalobrama amblycephala (Wuchang bream)
Lineage: Eukaryota; Metazoa; Chordata; Actinopteri; Cypriniformes; Xenocyprididae
Gene: syt9a
Product: synaptotagmin IXa
Exons: 7
Coding region: 335-1978 (547 amino acids)
Biological process (GO): calcium-ion regulated exocytosis; cellular response to calcium ion; regulation of calcium ion-dependent exocytosis
Cellular component (GO): membrane; dense core granule
Molecular function (GO): calcium ion binding; clathrin binding; phosphatidylserine binding
Source: RefSeq, a predicted model, not a curated record
GCACUGUCUUCAGCACCACGGCGAGCGUGGACAUUGAGCUUCACACUUCAGUUCGCGCGCGUGUAUGUGUGUGUGUGAAGAUUCAACCGGUGGCUUUUGUUUUCUGACUCCACUCGCGUCGCGACUGUGCUUCACAUCACGCAAGAAUUCGUGUCGAGUGAAUUCUGAAAGGGAAUAAUACUAAUAAUACUACUAAUAAAAAGACUCAGAAACAUUUCCACGUAAAAAGAGCUCGGUUUGUCCGCGAGAGUGGGAUGCCGUCAGUGAGAUGAUGUUUCUCUGCGAGGGGAUUGCGCUUUAGAAGCUCCACAAUUCAGAAGGAUGCUGGUGGGAAAUGCCUGUCGACAGAGAGGACGAGAUUUGUCAAAAAGCGCUAGAACUCUUAUCGGAUCUUUGUUCUAAGGGGGAGGUUCAGAACGAAAACUGUUUGGAUUUCAUUUAUUAUUUCCGAGACCUUGCCAGGCCGAGGUAUUCGGACUCAGACAUAUCCAUUAGCCUGCUGUCAUUGGUGGUGACCGCUUGUGGCUUGGCCCUGUUUGGCGUCUCUCUCUUUGUUUCAUGGAAAUUGUGCUGGAUUCCAUGGCGCGAGCGAGGCCUCUCUCCAAACACCAAGGAGGGACAUCCAGACCCACCUCAUCCUCCUCCUCCACCCCUUCAACCCCAGUCCAUCUAUACCGAGGUGGACGCCACCCUAGACCGCCGGAAUAAUGCCCGAUGUUCAGUGGUAAAAGAGACAACAGUGCCUCCCACUCCAGUCUCUCCGGCAGUUCCAGGAUCUCCUCCUGCAGUGCCAGUGCCUGAGGCAGCCCUCAAAAUAAGCCACACUUCACCUGAUAUUCCACUGGAGGUGGAGUCUAAGCCUCAAGAAAAUGGUGUCCAUGGCAACACACGCAUGCAGAGGCAAAUUACUGAUCCCUCCUCGACCUGUGUCAGGCAAAGUUCAAUUCGGCGUCAGAUGAACCAGUCUAACCCUGACUUUACAGUAACCCAGUUCCAGAGGCAGGACUCUCUGACUGGCAUGAGUCUGGGCCAGCUAAAACCAGAACUCUACAAACAACGAUCCCUAGAUGGAGAGGACAACCGAAGCAGUCGUGUGGACAGCUGUGGACGCCUCCACUUUAUUCUUAAAUAUGACUGUGACCUGGAGCAGCUCAUUGUCAAGAUCCACAGAGCCCAAGACCUCCCAGCCAAGGACUUUUCUGGAACCUCUGACCCAUAUGUAAAAAUCUACCUUCUCCCAGACCGCAAAACCAAACACCAGACCAAGGUGCAUCGUAAGACUUUAAACCCUGUGUUUGAUGAGGUCUUCCUCUUCCCUGUGGCAUAUGCAGACCUGCCCACAAGGAAGCUGCACUUCAGUGUCUACGAUUUUGAUCGUUUUUCACGCCACGAUAUUAUUGGGCAGGUGGUGGUUGACAACUUUCUGGAUCUAGUGGAUUUUCCCAGGGAGACCAAACUCUGCAGGGACAUCCAGUAUGUGUCUUCGGACAAUGUGGAUCUGGGGGAUUUGAUGUUUUCACUAUGCUACCUGCCCACUGCCGGACGGCUGACCAUCACCAUGAUCAAAGCACGAAAUCUGAAAGCCAUGGAUAUUACUGGAGCUUCAGAUCCUUAUGUGAAAGUUUCUCUGAUGUGUGAUGGGCGAAGACUGAAGAAAAGAAAAACCUCCACCAAGAGGAACACAUUAAACCCUGUGUACAAUGAGGCCAUAGUGUUUGAUGUCCCUCCAGAGAACAUUGACCAAAUCAGCCUUCUCGUAGCUGUUAUGGACUAUGACCGUGUAGGUCACAAUGAGGUCAUCGGCGUGUGUCGAGUAGGUAAUGAUGCUGAGGGUUUGGGAAGAGAACACUGGAAUGAAAUGCUGACUUACCCACGCAAACCCAUCGCACACUGGCAUCCUCUCAUCGAGUAUCACAGUACUGGAGGGGGAAGCCAGGGGGGUUCCUGUAAUUCCCUGAAGGCCCCUCCAUCACCAUAGCCUGAGGUCCAAGUUCUCAUCUUCAGGCCAACAACAGAAGUGAAUUCACGCACAAGAUGUUCUGUUCUGGGAUCCAGAGGCCCGGGAUCCAGAGGCCCAAGAUCAGAGAGCUCCAGUAGGCUGUUCCUGACAUCAAAGGGAAUGGCGUGCCAUUUUCUUCUACCUGUGCACCUGGAAGCCCUUCCGCUGCAUGGGAAUACUUGAUUGUUUCAGCUGCAUGUUGAGUGGUCACAUACUGUAUGGUUAUUUUGUGCUACUCAUGGUAAAAUGGAAAAGAAAAUUUAGUGGAAAAAAGUGGAAAAAGAGUAUUUUUAUGUUGUUCUCAAAGUUUCGAUUCCAAGUAAAUGUUUUCUAAAUCAGUCUCGGUAUGUGUUUUUAAAUGGAGUGUCAGUGUGUCACUCAAUGCUCUUGAGGUUAGAAUGUUAAUUUCCCUUUUUAAUUUAAACCCUCCCACAGUGCAUGAGUGUGUUUUGGUGUGGUAAAGUUAAAGAUGUUCUCUGUUUCUUGUUUGAAAUGCUCUGUGGAUUUUGUCAUCAAGCGUCAUGGUGGUGAAUUGUUUACAGACUUUGCAAGUAAGAUGUUAUUUCUCAUGUUAUUAAACCUGUAUUUCUUACAAAACCAAA